This is a messenger RNA of Priapulus caudatus, 3703 nucleotides long. RefSeq lists its product as uncharacterized. The transcript has 8 exons. The coding region runs from base 152 to 3703 and encodes 1183 amino acids. NCBI's taxonomy places the organism in Eukaryota, Metazoa, Priapulida, Priapulimorpha, Priapulimorphida, Priapulidae. The record is from RefSeq and is a predicted model, not a curated record.
ACAUAUUGUCUGUCUGUUCGUUCGGAUUCUGUGUGCUGCCGCCGUUUCCGUGAUCGCCUGUUUGAUCGCACGGGCAGCGCGCAGCCCGUACCAUGUGUGCUGGACGUGAACGAAAAUAAACAAAUUCUCGCAAACAGAACUUGCAGCCAGCAUGUCUAAGCAGGAGAAGGAAGAAGACAAGGAGAAGGGCGUGGCCGCACAGCAGAAGGUGCGACAGCAGGAGUCCCUAGACGACGCGGCGUCGGAUUCUGAAGCCUCGGAUGAUGGCUAUCGUGGUCAGCGUUCCUCUGACUCGGCACCGACCGACAGGGACGCGAAACAGAAGCUGUUGGUCGGUGCGAGCAAGAAAAAGAAGAAGUUGGAAGUGGAGACUCCGGUCGUCGGUGAGCGGGUUGCCCGCCAGAAGUCCGCGUCCAUGCCCGGUCGCUACCAGCGAAAACCCGCGUCCGAUUCCGCCUCAAGUCCUAAGUUGAAUGGGGGUCCGCUCAGCACGAGCCGCAGCGUGUCUGACCGCGGGCUGGCGACGCAUUUUCCGUCGCCGAACGCGUACGUGCGGCAGAGGUACGACAAUGCGACGCCUGCACCCCAGAGCCACGACUUUUCGCUGUGUCGUCCGGUCGUGCCGCAGCAAUUCCCGCAAGACCCUCGCCCUCAGCAAGCUGUGCUCAAGCAAGGACCGGUCAGGGACCCACGCAUGGACCCACGCAUGGACCCAAGCAGGGACCCACGCAUGGACCCACGCAUGGACCCACGCAUGGACCCAACUAGGGACCCACGCAUGGACCCAACUAGGGACCCACGCAUGGACCCACGCAUGAACCCAACCAGGGACCCACGCAUGGACCCACGCAUGAACCCAACCAGGGACCCACGCAUGGACCCAAGCAGGGACCCAACCAGGGACCCACGCAGGGACCCACGCAUGGACCCAGCCAGGGACCCACGCAUGGACCUAGUCAAUGACCUGCAGAGUGACCGGGGCAGGGACCGGGGCAGAAACACGGGUAGGGUGCAUUCUCAGAGCGUGGGUGACCUCAGAGGGCGCCGCUACACGCCCGCAGCGGCUCCCGCGGCGAAGCAGCGCCCUCUAUACUCGGCAUCGGUACAUAACAUUAGCGGCGGCCACGGCUACCAGGUGCCGGACAUGCGCACGGGGCGUCCGGUGCCGGACAUACGCGCUGGUCACUACACACCCGAUGCACGUGGUCUGGAGGCAAGCAGCCAAGAUGCGUGGAGCAGGGAGGCGUGGGAGCGAGAGGCGAGGGAACGCGAGGCGCGAGACAGAAAGACGCGAGACAGAGAAAUGCGCGAGCACGAGGCAAGGAGUCAAGGCGUAAGGGGUCGAAGGGACGGCGUCCGAGACAUGGCGGGCCCGCAGGAUGCGAAGGUGCUAUCGCCGCAGCAGGGCCCCUACCUGUCACAGCGGAAGGCAGCCGCCGUGCACCAGGACACGGGAAAGUUUGCGUCGCCGCCGCCGGCGCUUCACCAGGUGGCGUACGCGUCUGACGUCCCGGCGGCGUUCAUCCCUGAACGGGGCCGACCCGUUGAACGGGGCACCUACGCGCCGCCGCCACCCAAACGCUCAUCUUCGCAGAACCGCCGCUCGCUCCUGCUCGACGGUGGCGCCCCCACGCUCGUCGCGGCGGACAUCGUCGACACGAGCGCGUUCGACCAGCUGUGCAACGACCUCGGACUGAGCGCGGUGGAGACGGACACGCGCAUCUACAGCUACACGGACGACCACGACCCUCACUUCUCAUCACCUCUCCGCAAGCAGCAGCCGACGCAGUCGGACGACUCGCACGCGAUGGCGGCCGCGCAGAAGCUCCCCUGGGCGUCGCACGCCGGCCAUUCCGACGUGAAACAGAAGAUGGAGAGCUUCAUGCAGCGGCAGGGCGGGCCGGCUGAGUCGUCGCGCUCCCACCUGGCGGUACCUGGCGGCCGCGGCUCGUCCAGGACUUCCGACUCUGACCGCAGCUCACCGAGUGUGCCCGGGCUCAGCCCCGCCGAGCCUCUCUCAGACGUAUUCUUAUUCCGUGAUGUCGCACGCAGCCCACAGAGGGCGCUGAGUGACGCCGCGCGCAGCCCACAGAGGCCGCUGAGUGAUGCCGCGCGCAGCCCACAGAGGGCGCUGAGUGAUGCCGCGCGCAGCCCACAGAGGGCGCUGAGUGAUGCCGCGCGCAGCCCACAGAGGCCGCUGAGUGACGCCGCGCGCAGCCCACAGAGGGCGCUGAGUGACACCGCGCGCAGCCCACAGAGGGCGCUGAGUGACAGCAGGACGACGUCGGACUCGGAUGCGGCGGCAGCAGCGAUGUAUCAGCCCGUGAGGAUGACCGCGGGGGCGGCCCAACCCCAGCAGCUAGUCAAGACGGGCAGCAGUUCGCAGCAGCCCAAGGUUGUCGGCCCCGGACCACGCGUCAGCGGUCCCGGCCCAGCAGCAGCCCCGCCACAGAAAGCUCGAAGAGAGGAGAGAGGAGAGUCGUCGUCACAAAGGGAGGAGGCGGCGGAGGAGGAGGAGUUAGGAUUCGAGCCUACGCGCGUCGUGGCGCCAACGCCCCGGAUACGAGGUCCCGGUCCGAACGAGGCAAAGCCCAAAGGAGUCGUCCAGAAAGUGCCAAAGGAAAAGCUGAGAGAAGCUCCGAGGGAGAAACCGAAGGGAGCUCCAAGGGAGAAACCGAAGGGAGCUCCAAGGGAGAAACCGAAGGAAGCUCCAAGGGAGAAGCAGAAGGAUGCUCCAAGGGAGAAACCAAAGGAAGCUUUAAAGGUGAAGCAGAAGGAUGCUCAGAGGGAGAAACCAAAGGAAGCUCAGAAGGAGAAGCCGCAAGCAGAGACAGCGAUGGAUCUAAGGGCCAUGCUGAGGGAGGCACCUAAGGUGAGACUGAAGGAACCGCAGCUGGGGAAGCCCAGUGAACAGCUGCUACGCGAGACCCCGAGAAAGGCGUUCAGAGAGAAGCCAAGAGAAGACACCCGAGAGAAGAAGCCGGACGAGACACCGAGAGAGAAGCCAAAGGAACCAUUCAAGAAGAAUCCAUGGGAGUACUCAAAAGCGAAACCAAGAGAGACAGUGAAAGAGAAGCCGAGAGAAAUAAGGGAACCACUGAGAGACAAGGUGGAGGAGGUGCCAAAGGAAAGGGUUAAGGUUGCACAUAUGGAGCGAGCUACGCCGACAGUGGUAGAAAGUCCAGUCAACAAGGAGCAGCAAUCAACGUUGGACAUGCAGCGGAAAAAUCUGGAUAAUACUGCAGUCACGACUUCCAACAAGCCGGAGGAGGAGAGUGUUCCCGACACUUUCGACAUGCACAAGUCUAAACUGGACAGCGCCAUCUCACAGCUGGAGGACCUCUAUCACAACCUGACGUUGGAUGAGGUGCAGCUAAUGGAGGAGGCAGGCUCCUCCCUGCCUCAAGCUCCUCCUCCUCCUCCUCCGCCUUUUCAGCUGCAGAAGACGAAGGAGCCGCCGCGCUGGCUGUCACGCAAGCACGAUACGUCACAGAGUUAUGCUAUGUGGGCGCGCCACCAGGCCCCGACGCCGUGCCUCACCGCGCAGCGGCGCCACUUCGGCCCGUGCUCCCACGCAGGGGGCGCCACCGCCGGGCCGUCGUACUACAUAGUAGCUGGGUCGGAGUCCGGUGUAGUAGGCGGCGCCUGGGUCGACGUACCCGUCGAAGCGACCGGCCGCCGCAGCCUCAUCGCGCUGGCGUGA